Molecule: messenger RNA, 1175 nt
Organism: Rhododendron vialii
Lineage: Eukaryota; Viridiplantae; Streptophyta; Magnoliopsida; Ericales; Ericaceae
Product: probable BOI-related E3 ubiquitin-protein ligase 2
Exons: 4
Coding region: 97-1104 (335 amino acids)
Molecular function (GO): ubiquitin-protein transferase activity
Source: RefSeq, a predicted model, not a curated record
CAAAAGAAUCGUUCGCCUCGGCCACCUUCCCCCUAUUGUUUAUUUCCAGAAAACCUCUCUCUCUCUCUCUCUCUCUCGCUUCCUCUCUAGCCAGUCAUGGCUCUGCACCAGCACCAUCAAUUCCAACAACAACAAUCAUCGAAACCCUUCGGGUAUUUACACAGCAUCGACGGUCAGAUUCCGCCUCCUGCCGCCUUUUUCAACGCCCCUAAUCUCCUCGAUCACUCUCACCACCCUCCUUACAUCCCUCCAUUCCAUGUGGUAGGGUUUGCACCCGGUCCGGUUCCUGCGGCGGAUGGGAGUGACGGGGGAGUUGAAUUGCCGUGGAACUAUGGUUUGGAACCAAGCAAAAAGAGAUUGAAGGAGCAGGAUUUCUUGGAGAACAAUUCGCAGAUGUCAUCGGUGGAUUUUUUCAAUCAAGCACGAUCGGUGUCCACUGGUUUAGGUUUAUCACUUGACAACGGUCGAUUGGCUUCGUCAGGUGACUCGCCUUUUCUUGGCCUUAUCAUUAAUGAUGAGAUUGAUCGUGAGUUACAGAGACAAGAUGCUGAGAUUGAUAGAUUCCUUAAAGUUCAGGGUGAUCGACUGCGGCAAGAAGUUGUGAAGAAGGUUCAGGAUAACCAACUUCAAACUCUCUCGUUUGUUGAAGAAAAAGUCCUUCGCAAACUUCAUCAGAAAGAAGCGGAGGUGGAAAACAUUAACAAGAAGAAUGCAGAACUUGAAUUGCGAAUGGAACAGUUGGCAGUGGAAGCGGGUGCUUGGCAACAAAGGGCGGAAUACAAUGAAAAUGUAAUUAACACCCUCAAGUUCAAUCUUCAACAAGUCUAUGCACAAAGCAGAGAUAGUAAGGAAGGGUGUGGUGAUAGUGAGGUAGAUGAUACAGCCUCUUGCUGCAAUGGUCGCACUACUGAUUUUCACCUUCUCUGCAAGGAGAACAAUGAGCGGAAACUGUUGAUGACUUGUAAGGUUUGUAGAGUUAAUGAAGUUUGCAUGCUUUUAUUACCUUGUAAGCAUCUGUGCCUGUGUAAAGAAUGCGACAAUAAGCUUAGUCUAUGUCCCUUGUGUCAGUCUGCCAAGUUCAUGAGCUUUGAGGUCUAUAUGUAAUGAGAUAACAUGAAAGUCCUGUGUCAUGUUAAACUUAUAUGCUGUGUAAUUGUUGAUUUGGUGAUUUCUUA